UCCCAACUACAGUGCGCUCUCUCUGUCAGAUGCUUUUCGCUGCCCAAAAGCUCGGAUCCGAGAUGUCCACGUGGUUCGCCACUCGACGUCACUUGAAACCCUGCUGAAAUGGUUGGAGUUGUAUCCUCGAUCCAUCCGGGAUAGACAAGGGCCAUGUCAUCCUCAGGACCAUCCCUACCGCCAUCUCAGGCGAGAUUGGCGGCUCUGAAUCGACUGAAAGCGAAAGAAAAGUUCGCGGGAGCAGGAAAGACGACGACCGGUGCUGUCAAUGCUGUCGCCGGAUCGAGUCGGAAUGGGGCUGCUCAAAAGCAACAAGGACAAGGGGGGCAAAGCACACAAUAUGUGAACAAGCAAUCUGCGCAGCCUGCUUCAGCUAGAAAUAUGGUGGAGCAACAGAAACAGCAGGAAGAGCCAUUGAAACGGAAUCCGGGGCUGGGAAAGUACUUUGAAUACGAUCUCAGCAAGCUGCAUAAUUCUCGUGGUGGAUUCUUGACAGAGGACGAUGCCGAUGAUGGGCGGAUCAAAAGUGUCAUUGAAAUGGCCAGGGAGAAGGAAAGACAACGACAGAUGAUCAUGGAGGGCGAGGAGCCAGCCAUUUUUGCAGAUACCUCACCUCGGUGUCGCGAGUGUCGUUCAUUGGAGAUUGAUAAUCAGUUUCAAAAGGUGUUCAGCAUCAACGUGUGCAAGAGCUGUAAGGAGAAGUUCCCGGAGAAAUACUCUCUUCUCACCAAGACCGAAUGCAAAGAGGACUACCUUUUGACGGACCCGGAAUUGCGAGACGAAGAUCUCCUACCGCAUCUUCUCCGUCCGAACCCAUACGCAUCGACCUAUAGCAAUAUGAUGCUGUUUAUGCGUGAGCAAGUUGAGAAAGUCGCCUGGGACAAAUGGGGAGGUGAAGAAGGUUUAGAUAAAGAAUGGGAGCGGAGGGAAAAGUUCAAGAAACGGAAGAGGGAAGAGAAGUUUGAGCAGGGGCUAAGGGAUCUACGGAAACGGACCCGAAACAAUCAGUACCAAAGACGUCAAGAGGCUCAACACGUACAUGAAUUCGAGGCUGUGGAAGAGGCGACGGAUGAGGAUGGAGGGACGAGAUCCAUACAACGAUGCUUCGGUUGCGGUGCAGAGCAAGAAGUAGAGGUGUGGUAAUGGGGCCGAGAAGACGACACCCGCCCAUGAUGUAGCACAUCGAUAUUGUUGUAUGUAGCAGCUCUACCAGGCCUCCAUGGUCCUCCUCCUUUCAAACUCGGUAUGGAAGCUUCAAAGUCGCGAGACUCACUUCUAUCGCUCAGAGACCCUUCCCGAAGCAAGCUCGACUAUAGCACCACGAUCGUACCGACCUACCCUCUGAUCAAUGGCAUACAUACAUUUUGCGCACGCUAUCGUAGAAGCAUGGUUCCUGUUUUGACGGCGAUCGCCGCUGCAUAUGAACGCAACCAGCUAUUGUCACG
Kockovaella imperatae is the source of this 1445-nucleotide messenger RNA. Its product is annotated as XPA protein C-terminus-domain-containing protein. Bases 154 to 1143 code for a protein of 329 amino acids. NCBI's taxonomy places the organism in Eukaryota, Fungi, Basidiomycota, Tremellomycetes, Tremellales, Cuniculitremaceae. The transcript is spliced from 7 exons. Gene Ontology annotation, biological process: nucleotide-excision repair, DNA damage recognition; nucleotide-excision repair involved in interstrand cross-link repair; base-excision repair. Gene Ontology annotation, molecular function: damaged DNA binding. The record is from RefSeq and is a predicted model, not a curated record. Gene Ontology annotation, cellular component: nucleotide-excision repair factor 1 complex.